AUGAAACUUCUUUUUUUUAUUUCUAUAAAUAAUCUAUUUUCAUUCUUUUCUUUUUUCUUUUUUGUUUUUCUUUUUUUUUCACUCUUUUAUUUUCUUUCCUUCUUUCUUUAUUCUUUUUUAUUGUCAGCUAUUUUCUAUUUAAUUUUUUUUCAAUUUCUUUCUUUUUCUUUCUUUUUACAUAUAGAAAUUCUUUCUUUCUUUUUUGAUCCAUUUAAUUUGUUUCCUUUUCUUUUUUUCAUUUUUUUUUUAAAAAACUUUUUUUUCUUUUUUUUGCCAUAUUUCUUUUUUUUCUCUUUGUUUUUUUUCUUUCUUUUUUUCUUUUUCUUUCUUUCUUUUUUCCUUUUUUCUUUUUUUUGCCUCUUUCUUUUUUUCUUCUUUCUUUCUUUUUCUUUCUUUUCUUUUUUUCUUUUUUUUUUUUCUUUCUUUUUUUCUUUUUUUCUUUCUUUAAUUUCUUUUUUUCUUUUUUUUCUUUUAUUUCUUUCUUUCUUCUUUUUUUUUCUUUCUUUCUUUUUUUCCUUCUUUCUUUUUUUCUUUUUUCUUUUUCAUUUUUCUUUUUUUCUUCAUUCUUUUUUUUUUAUGACAUUUCCUUUUUUCUUAAUUUUCUUUUUUUUUUCUUCUUUCUUUCAUUUCUAA
Molecule: messenger RNA, 633 nt
Organism: Acanthosepion pharaonis
Lineage: Eukaryota; Metazoa; Mollusca; Cephalopoda; Sepiida; Sepiidae
Source: the annotation of a GenBank genome assembly